Molecule: messenger RNA, 6896 nt
Organism: Tarenaya hassleriana
Lineage: Eukaryota; Viridiplantae; Streptophyta; Magnoliopsida; Brassicales; Cleomaceae
Exons: 17
Coding region: 305-6568 (2087 amino acids)
Source: RefSeq, a predicted model, not a curated record
CUCGUUCCUUCUCUCUCCUCUCCGUCUUCCUGUUCGCCGGAACCCUAGACUGUCCUCCGGGAAUUUAAAUUUUCCGGUGAGUUUUUCUCCUUUUCUGUCAUUUCACUCAGUUGUGCGUAGGCUAACUCGUCUAGGGUUUUGGAUUCUUACGGGUUCAUUUGGAAAUUUUCAACUGAACCCGAGGGGGAGAGUAUUGACGCGCCUGUUGUAUUGUUACUCGGAGCAGUAGAAGAACUUGCGAUUGGGUAUGAGUUGAGGUGCUAUACCCAGGAUUUCGUCGCCGAAUGGAGGGAGGAAUAAACCCAUGGAUUAUGAUGACAUCGAGUUUCAAAGCCAGAAUCUUCAUUUAGCUGGUGAAACUAACAAUAAAUACCCGCCUGUGUUGCAGCCUUAUGCUCUUCCGAAGUUUGAUUUUGAUGACAGCCUCAAUGGGAAUCUGAGAUUUGACAGUUUUGUCGAAACUGAGGUUUUUCUUGGUACUGAGGGUAACGAAGCUAAUAACUGGAUCGAGGAAUUCUCCCAAAGGAAUAGUGGUGUGGUGUUUAGUUCAAGUGCAUCAGAGUCUUGUGCCAUUUCACGGCACAAUAAUGUUUGGUCGGAGGCUACAUCGACAGAAUCUGUUGAAAUGCUUUUGAAGUCAGUUGGGCAGGAUGAAAUAAUGGCAAGAGAAGAUACUGUUAACAAAUCUGACAUUUGUAAUGUACUAGGUUGCAUAGAGCAAAUGGAGCCCAGUGAGACUUGUGGUGAGAAGGGUCUUUCCAUAGUUGAAGCAGUGAACUUGCAACCCAACCCAUCUUUUGAUGAGACUCCUGGUGAGUCAUCUGUUUCGCUUGAAGAUGUUGGACUGGAACAGCCCUUGGUUAAAGAUGCCUUACCAAAUGUUGCACAUGAAUUAUCUAUGGAGGGCAGUGGUUCCAUCCAGGCCUCUGGAACUGGUACUGGAGAGGUUGCUGUUACUCUGAGCUCACAGAAUGGCCCUGGAGAUGCAGAAAAGAUGUUUGCUGAACAAGAUAAGAUGGUCUCUGAGACAACUGAAUGCCUUCUUGACAAAAGGGAGCAUGAAGUUUCUUCAGAUUCAAGGAUGGAAAAUGAUCGUAGAGAUGGAUCUGUGCAGAAUAGUAUUACUUCUAUUAGUGAGUUGAAUACUCAGAAGACUUCGCAUCUGGAGAAUUUCAAUGAGAAAAAUAAUAUCAGUGUCAGUAUGCAGAGUAGCAGUUAUACUCCUGAAGAUUUGAACAGAGAUGGAAAGUCGGUUUCGGUUGAUUCUCCUAUUAAUAGUCAUGUGAUCUCAUCUUCUAAACGGGAAAAUGUGGAAGCAAAAAAUGUUGGUAAUAUGGCAAAGCCUGAUUUGAUGCCAUCUGAACUAUCUGAUUUCCCAGUGUCCGAAAGAAGCCAAAGUCCGGCAGUUCUUGAGGCUGGUGGACUAGAUGUUUUGGGCUCGUUUAAUGAUUCGGAGGCACAAUGCCAAUAUAUCCCUGUCAGUGGUUCUCAUGCUAGUAGAACUAUCGAGAUAUCUGUUGAUCUAUCUGGGAAGGUAAUGAGUGGUGAAAAUAUACCUGCUGAGGAAAAGCCUGAGUUGCUGAGUCAUAAGAAUUUAGAAACCGUUGCAAAUGAGUGUGAAUCUUCUUUCUGGACUGAGAGACCUACACAUAGUCAUCAAGUCGAAACUUCUGAGGCUGUCCGUACUUCACCCGUUGACAUGAUGGAUGAAUCAGGCAAAACUGUUCGUGUAGAUGGAGUCUCUUGUAAGAGUGCCGAUAGUGAAGGCAGUUUUGAGCAGAGAACAGAUUUGGAUUCCAAUGUUUGUGAUGUAGACUGUGAUGACCGUAGUCCCCAAAUUGUAUCUGAAAGAACUGCGUUCGAGUCCCUUGAUAAUACUUCAGGAGCCUCUGCCUUCAAGCUAACAAAAUCAAAAUCUCAGUCUGAUACAAUUCCAGCGACUAUAGUUGAUGAGCAAAAAUGUCAAGCAUUAUCUCUCAAUGUCAACGUGUCAAAACAUCUCAACAAUGACGAAAGGCCUGCUGCAAGUGUUGCCUCAUUGGCAGGUUUACCAAUUCCGGAAACAUCCUCUGAUGUGACCGAGAAAGGCUAUGUUUCUGAAUCUGAGAAGGUUUCAUCUUGUGAACCUGAAAAUGGUCAAACUCUUUCCCCUGCUGCUGUCUGUGGAUCAGGGAAUCAGAAGGACAAACAAGCUUGUAUGCAUGAUGAAGAUGUUCAAGUCGGUAGUACCAAUAAUGUUGAUAACUGUUCUGAUAAUGAUGGGUCUAUGAAAGUAGAAGCUCAGGAUACUGCACGAGAAACCAUUCUGCAGAAAUCUGCAAAAACUAUUCUAGAAGAAUAUCUUGAUGCAGAAUCGAAGAGUGCGUCUGGCACAAAAUUCAAUCCUAACAAGGACAGUAUUAAUGCACAGCCUAAUGGUAGUUCCCUGGCUAAUCUUGGAGCUGAAGUUAAAAAAGAUAGUCAAGAAGAUAAGAACAAUACGGAAUCCAUGGACAAUAUGAAUGCUGGAACUCCAAUUUUGCGCACCGAAGAUAUUGCAGGUGAUACGAUUAAAAUAGCAGAUUCUUCAUGCAUUUCUACAUUUUCUGGGCCUGGUGCAGAGUACUGUGAUGCUGGGAGGGAAAAAGCUGUUACUGAUCCAGGGGAUCCUUCUACUUCCUCCAUUGGCAAUAAACCUUUCAUGCCCAGCGGAUCUCAGGUGGGGAAAACAGCCUAUGCUUCCUGUGGUCAGAGCUUAACUUGCGAUACAAGUCCAUUAGCAGAUUCAUCAAUGAAGCAAGUGGGAGAAGUUUUACAAGCAAUUAACUCUUCAGGAGCUAUACUAGUCUCUCCGAUUGUGGACGGAUCUCCUGUACCUUCUAGCUUAGAGAGAACAACUGCAAGGACUUCUAAAGGAACACCUAGGCGUAAGCCAAAAGGAACAUCUAAAUCUACAGGAAAAGAUGCUUCCAGAAAAGGAAAUGCUGUGACAGAGACAACACCUUCGAGACAGUUACAAUGCGGGAAAGCUAGUGUCUUUAAUCAAUGUUCGCCUUGUACAGGUCAGAUCUCACAAUCUACCGAGAACCAGCAAAAUCCUCAUGCUGAGACUCCUGCUGUAAAACCAUCUGGGAACUUUUCCAUGCCCUCAUCAAGUUUGCCAAACUUGAAUUCUUCUGCCCUUUCGAGUCUUUUGCGACGUCCUUUCACAGACAUGCAACAAGUGCAAUUGCGUGCACAGAUUUUUGUUUACGGGGCUCUGAUCCAAGGGACGACACCAGAUGAGGCUCAUAUGAUAUCUGCAUUUGGUGGUCCAGAUGGUGGGAAAGGCAUUUGGGAGAAACUAUGGCGUGCUUGUUUUGAAAGGGCUCAGACAUCACAUGCUCCUGAAACGCCAUUGCAAUCGCGUUCAGAUCCUGGAAGUCCUGCUGUAUUACCCAAAACUGUACUCUCAGGAAAGAUAGCAACUCCAUCAGUUGGUUACACCAGUAGCAAAGAUGUUCCAUCUGUGAACCCAAUAAUCCCUCCCUCAUCACCACUAUGGACUCUCCCGACACCCUGUGAUACUUUACAACCAAGUAGCAUGCAAAGAAGUUUAGCAAAUGAUCACCAGCCAUUUCUUUCUUCAUUGCAUGCUCACCGAAUUCCACCAGUUAAGAAUAUUGUUGGACAUAGUGCCCCAUGGAUAUUACCGACCCCUUACCACAGCCCCUGGCUUACUUCUCCACAGACCAGUGCAUUUGAUGUUGGUUCUCGUUUCUCUGUUUUUCCGAUCACCAAGACUGUAAAAUUGACGCCCAUGGAAGAAACAUCUUUGUCCCACUCUGGUGCAAAGCAUCUUCAGAAAGAUCCUAAUGUUCAAAGCGUAACUUCUAGGUGUGUUGUUAAAGGGACUCCGUUCUUUGUGCCAAAGAGUGUGGUGGUAGCACCCAGUCAACACUCUACUGAGGUGAAAGCGAGGAAGCGGAAGAAUAUUCCAGUUUCUGAGGAGCCUGGUUCUAGCAUAUUGAGUUCUCACAAACAGACAGAAUCGGUUGUUUCACCUCUUGUUACAUUUACAGCGUCUGCUCCUUUUACCCUCACAUCUGGAAAUCUUGUCUCUAAUGCUACUGCCCCUACUAACCUUGUUUCUAUCGGGAGAACCACUAUGAACUUGGCAUCUACAUUCUCCCUGGAGAAACUGAGUUCAUCUUUAUCAUCCCCGAUUCUUAGUGGUAAUCUGGUGUCUGGGAACCUUGGCAUGGAACAGAAGUCUGCCUUGUCAGAGGAUGCCAUUGGUAAACUUAAGGAAGCAAUGAGACACGCAGAGGAUGCCUCUACUCUUGCUGCUGCAGCUGUUAGUCACAGUCAAUAUGAGUGGAAGCAGGUAGACCAACAGAAGAAUACUGGACUUGAACCAGAAAAUCAAGGCAAUAUAGCUUCUGCAGUAGUUGCAAUAGCUGCUGCUGCUGCAGUUGCAAAGGCUGCAGCUGCUGCAGCUAAUGUCGCAGCAAGUGCUGCAUUGCAAGCUAAAUUAAUGUCUGAGGAAGCAGCAAUUUCAAAUAGUUCUGAUCAGGGUAUUGAUAUAUCUAAAUUAGAAGUUGGUAAAACUCUAGACCAGGCUACUCCUGCAUCUAUCUCGAUGGGUAGUGGGGCAUCAGUUAGUUCUAAUUUGGUUCUUACUGCUGCUAGGGAGGCUGCUAAGAAGAGGGUUGAAGCUGCCACAGCUGCCACAAAGCAAGCUGAAAAUAUGGAUGCUAUUGUAAAAGCAGCUGAGCUCGCAGCAGAGGCUGUUUCCCAAGCUGGAAAACUUGUCUCUCUGGGUGAUCCUCUCUUAUUGAAUGAGCUGGUGGAGGUGGGUCCAGGUGAUUACUGGAGACAUACCCAAGUAUCUCAGGAAUUAGAGCCUUGUCAAAGGGGUGCAUUGAAGAAGAAAGCAACUCUAGCGCUGCAAACACACACAGGUGCAGGCACCAGGUUGGGUGACCCUGUGAAAUCACCAGACACUGUAUCUUGUCUGGUUUCUGCGUCUGGAAACAAGAGAAAGGGACUAAAGUACCAUAAGGCGAGAGAAUUGGCUAACAGUGUUGUCCCGGAACCAGAGGUUGCACCGAUGUCUUCAGUCGACACCCAAACUAAAAGUAAAAGGAUCAUAGAAACUGCAAAUGGAAAUGACAUCAAGGAGGGUUCCAGUGUGGAGGUUUACAAGGAAGGGCCUGGAUUAAGAACAGGAUGGUACUCUGCUAAUGUUUUAAGCUUGAAGGAUGGUGAAGCUUACGUGUGUUACAAUGAACUUUCUUCAGAGGGGGCAAACAAGUUGAAAGAGUGGGUAGCCCUCGAAGGUGAUGGUGAUGUAGCCCCUAAACUAAGAAUGGCUCGUUCUAUUACUGUGAUGCCAUUUGAAGGAACAAGGAAGAGACGUAGAUCUUCCACUGGGGAUCGUGCUUGGUCUGUCGGCGAUAAGGUGGAUGCAUGGGUACACGACAGCUGGUGGGAAGGUGUAAUUUCUGAAAAAAACAAGAAAGACCAAACUACGCUAACUGUCCAUUUCCCAGUGCAAAGGGAAACACUUGCGGUGAAAUCUUGGAAUCUUCUUCCUUCUCUUGUGUGGAAGGAUGGAAGGUGGAUUGAAUGUUCGGGUUCCGAAGCCAACAUAAGCUCAUUGCGAGAGGGUGAUACACCGAAUGAGAAGCGUCCUAGAGUGAGAAGCCCUGUUCAUGAUGCGGAAGGAAAGGACACUAGUCCCAAGAAUGUAGAUGUUCUGAACUUAGGGAAACCGCCUCAGACCGGGUUUCUUGUGCUGGAUGUUUCGGAGAAAGCAUUUAAUCUCGGUAGGAGUACAAGAGACGAGAUCAAACCCGAUCCCCUUCGGAUGAAAAGGACUGGCUUGCAGAAGCAAGGAUCCAGAGUUAUUUUCGGCGUUCCUAAGCCGGGAAAGAAGAGGAAGUUCAUGGACGUCAGCAAACACUAUGUGUCAGAGCCUGCCUGUAAAACGAGGCAACAAAAUGAACCGGCUAAGUCUACCAAGGCGAUAAUGCCCCAAAGUUCCGGAUCACAGUCCUGGAGAAAUACUUCUAAAAUUGAUCCAAGAGAAAGACAGGCAACUGUAUCCAAGGCUAAAAUUUUCAAACCCACAUCCAAACCGACUGCAGCAACUAAAAAUAUAGCCCAGAAAGAGGAGUCACAGAAUAUCUCAUCCGGUAAUGCUGCUGAUCAGAAAGCUGAGCAAAAGGGUACUGUAUCUGGAAUAUCUAUGGAUAUCCAAUCUGGGGAAUCAACAGAGGAGCAAACUGCAAUAUUGUCACGUGAUACCUCAGGCAUUCCCUCCUCGAGGAAAACUUCCUCAAGCUUAAAAGCUGAACGCAUUAAUAAAGGGAAAUCGGCUCCUGCUGCUGGAAAGUUAGCCAAGACUGAAGAGAACAAAGUGCUGGGUGAGAACUCUUCAAAGAUGUCUGACACCGUAGAGCCACGUAGAUCUAACCGCAGGAUUCAGCCAACCUACAGACUACUUGAAGGACUGCAAUCUUCGAUGGUCACCUCGAAGAUUCCAACAGUUUCGCAUGGCAAAGGUCCCCAAUAUGAGAGCAAAAGUAGCUCUAGAGGGGAAUAGCAGCUAGAGAGACCACAACCGAUUGCAAAUAAUCCCUAAAGGAAAAAGGAAAAGAAAAGGUUAGUGGUGUAUGGACAAUCUUGGGUUGUGUUAUUAGUUUUUUCUUCGCAAUGUUUUGCCUUUGUUUGCAGAUAUGUAAAUGUAGGGAAUGUAGAAGGGAAAAGAAACGGGGUUUAAUGGUUGCAAGGGGGUGUGGAUUUUAAUGGCUGCGGGAUUUGUUUUGCAGAUAUGUAAAUGUAGUGUCCAUUGCGACUGAUUCUGAGUCUCUUUAUGGAUUAUGACAUGUAAAAAUUGACGUGACAGAGGUUGUAUAUGUAGUUUGACAUAA